This is a messenger RNA of Aureobasidium subglaciale EXF-2481, 1576 nucleotides long. RefSeq lists its product as uncharacterized. The coding region runs from base 106 to 1335 and encodes 409 amino acids. Gene Ontology annotation, cellular component: cytoplasm; ubiquitin ligase complex. Gene Ontology annotation, biological process: positive regulation of proteasomal ubiquitin-dependent protein catabolic process; ubiquitin-dependent protein catabolic process; protein polyubiquitination. The transcript has a single exon. NCBI's taxonomy places the organism in Eukaryota, Fungi, Ascomycota, Dothideomycetes, Dothideales, Saccotheciaceae. Gene Ontology annotation, molecular function: ubiquitin conjugating enzyme binding; zinc ion binding; ubiquitin protein ligase activity. The record is from RefSeq and is a predicted model, not a curated record.
UGAAAUUUCCUCCUCUGUAUUUGGGAUUGAGCUCAUCUUCUGUUCAGUAUCAUCACCUUCACUUCGCAAUCGAAAUCCGUGAGCGGUACGCGUCUAUAGCACGAUAUGGAAGAGAACCAUCAAUCCCAGAGACUUCACGAACAGAGGUUUCACCAGUCUCACUACACACGUGAUUCAAGCUUUCCUUCUGGAGAACAGGAGUGGGACGGCUACCCUCAGAGUCUGGACAUAAUGCGACAUGGUCUUUUGCCAUUCCAUGCCAACGUCAUCGAGCCUCCCAGGCCUGGUCGAGAUUUCUGGUCACAAACUACCUACGGUGCCGAAGGAUUCGACUAUGUCCAAAGCGCCUUUGGACCACAGCACUUCAACACUACUCAGCAAUACGACAACUCUCAAAGUGGUUUUGGACCACAGAACCACAGCUCCUCUCACGACUCGACACCAUUCGAAGCACGGAGAUGUAUCAUCUGCUACGAAGAUAUAGGAAGCGAUAUCGCCAGCCUGUCUUGUGGUCAUAGCUGGUGCAUCCCAUGCAUAAUGGAAAGAUUCUCCAGCAUCCAAAAUCAAAGUUCUUGGCCCGUCAGAUGCUGCGCUGGAUACGUUAUUUCCUUUGACUUCGCAAAGCUCUACCUGAGCAAGCGAGAGAUUCAGAGACUGACACCUCUGAUCGAGGAGUUGGAGAUGCCGUAUGCAAGACGAACAUACUGCUCCAAUUCUAGAUGCAGCGCACAUCUACCGCAAACGUUGAACAAGCUUCGCAACUUGACUUGCCAUGAUUGUGGCACAAUCACUUGCGUAGUUUGCAAAGCCGUCGCUCACGAUACCUCGACCUGUCCGCCGCCAGACGCAUCAAUGCAGGAGCUUCUCUGUUUAUCACACGAGAAACAGUGGCAACGCUGCGGCGGAUGCAGACAGAUGAUCGAGAGAGAUGGAGGAUGUUCUCAUAUGACUUGUCGCUGCGGCUAUGACUUCUGUUUUCAGUGCGGAGGACAGAUUGGUUCUUGCAGGUGUGCCCGUUUCGAAAAUGCAUACACCGGCAUGAUGGUAAGAGAUACAGCGGACCAACAGGCAGUCAGAUUCAGACGAUAUCGAGCAAAUGCCGUCGCCGAGAGACGUAAUGAAGCGCUGAGGACGCCAGCCAGGCUCGCAGCAGAAGCCGGCGCCGCAGCUGAAUCUCGACUAGCAGAAACUGCCGCUAGGGAAGCCCGAGUACAAAGAAUGCGAGCUGAUGCACGAAGACUCAGAUUGGCAAGAUUUGAACGAGCGCGAGUCAGAGCUGGAGCACCAAGGCUUGAAGCCGAAAGGGUCAGAAAGACCGAGAGGCGCUUCUCAUGAGGCGACGUAGCGGGAGAGAUCAACUCCGAGAACGACUACAGGAUCCAAGUUUGAUUUGAGAUGAUGAUUCAGGAAGAUAUGUUGAGAGUCUGAAAGGCAAACGACCAUUCGAUGUUGGCCCGAACUUGACUGUUGAAGAGACUCGAAUAGACAUAGAGGACCACCAGGGUUCUACUUCAACCGCAGGGGAGUCAAUAUUCAGUAUUUCUACGUACACCGGUAUCAAAAUGCAACAUUGAGC